Molecule: messenger RNA, 4718 nt
Organism: Drosophila kikkawai
Lineage: Eukaryota; Metazoa; Arthropoda; Insecta; Diptera; Drosophilidae
Gene: SERCA
Product: ATPase sarcoplasmic/endoplasmic reticulum Ca2+ transporting SERCA
Biological process (GO): intracellular calcium ion homeostasis; calcium ion transmembrane transport
Cellular component (GO): membrane
Molecular function (GO): ATP hydrolysis activity; P-type calcium transporter activity; ATP binding
Source: RefSeq, a predicted model, not a curated record
GACGGCCAGUAAUGAGCGGCCCGAGAGACUUAGUGCAAUAGUUAUCAGCAGCACACAUAUUUAGAAAACAGCGCCAUGGGAUAUAAUAUAUAGAAAAUCAGUGGGAAAAAGUACUUAACACGCAGUGCGUUCGUUGUUUUUAUAUGUGGAUUGCGCAGCACCAGCACACGCAUUGCAGAGUCCCUACAAUUUAAUUGCGUUCCGGUGAGCCCCUCGCAAAAACUGCGUCUGUUGUGCGAAGUGACACGUGUGUGAAUCUCAUAGGCGAAGCGGAGACGGGCGCCCAGGGCUACUGAACGAAGAGGAUAACGAAUCAAAAUGGAAGACGGUCACUCGAAAACCGUCGAGCAGGCUCUCAACUUUUUCGGAACGGACGGCGAGCGCGGCCUCACUCUCGACCAGAUCAAGACCAACCAGAAGAAAUAUGGACCCAACGAGUUGCCGACUGAGGAAGGAAAGAGCAUCUGGCAGCUGGUCUUGGAGCAGUUCGACGAUCUCCUGGUGAAGAUUCUGCUUUUGGCAGCCAUCAUCUCAUUUGUUCUCGCGCUGUUUGAGGAACACGAAGAAACGUUCACUGCAUUUGUAGAGCCCUUAGUUAUUUUACUUAUUCUGAUAGCCAACGCGGUGGUGGGAGUAUGGCAGGAGAGGAACGCCGAAUCGGCCAUCGAAGCGCUCAAGGAGUACGAGCCAGAGAUGGGCAAGGUGGUGCGUCAGGACAAGUCCGGCAUCCAGAAGGUGCGCGCGAAAGAGAUCGUGCCCGGUGACCUCGUUGAGGUCUCCGUCGGCGACAAGAUCCCCGCCGAUAUCCGCAUCACCCACAUCUACUCGACCACCCUUAGGAUCGAUCAGUCCAUCCUCACCGGUGAGUCGGUGUCUGUUAUCAAGCACACCGAUGCCAUUCCCGAUCCCCGCGCCGUCAACCAGGACAAGAAGAACAUCCUGUUCUCCGGCACCAAUGUGGCCGCUGGCAAGGCCCGCGGUAUCGUCAUCGGCACUGGCCUGAGCACCGCCAUCGGUAAGAUCCGUACCGAGAUGUCCGAGACUGAGGAGAUCAAGACUCCCCUGCAGCAGAAGCUCGACGAGUUCGGUGAGCAGCUGUCCAAGGUUAUCUCCAUCAUUUGCGUCGCCGUGUGGGCUAUCAACAUUGGCCACUUCAACGACCCCGCCCACGGUGGCUCCUGGAUCAAGGGCGCCAUCUACUAUUUCAAGAUCGCCGUCGCUCUGGCCGUGGCUGCCAUUCCCGAGGGUCUGCCCGCUGUCAUCACCACCUGUCUGGCUUUGGGCACCCGCCGCAUGGCCAAGAAGAACGCCAUCGUGCGCUCCCUGCCCUCCGUCGAGACCCUUGGCUGCACCUCCGUCAUCUGCUCAGAUAAGACCGGCACACUCACCACCAACCAGAUGUCCGUUUCCCGCAUGUUCAUCUUCGACAAGGUCGAGGGCAACGAUAGCAGCUUCCUGGAAUUCGAGCUGACUGGCUCCACCUACGAGCCCAUUGGCGAGCUCUUCCUGGGUGGCCAGCGCGUCAAGGCCGCUGACUACGACGCCCUGCAGGAGCUGUCCACCGUCUGCAUCAUGUGCAACGACUCUGCCAUCGAUUACAAUGAGUUCAAGCAGGCCUUCGAGAAGGUCGGCGAGGCCACUGAGACCGCCCUGAUUGUGCUGGCCGAGAAGCUGAACAGCUUCAGCGUGAACAAGUCCGGCCUGGACCGCCGCUCCGCUGCCAUUGCCUGCCGCGGUGAGAUUGAGACCAAGUGGAAGAAGGAGUUCACCCUGGAGUUCUCCCGCGAUCGUAAAUCCAUGUCCUCGUACUGCACCCCCCUGAAGGCCUCCCGUCUGGGCACUGGCCCCAAGCUGUUCGUCAAGGGCGCCCCUGAGGGUGUCCUCGAGCGCUGCACACACGCCCGCGUCGGAACCACCAAGGUGCCUCUGACCUCGGCCCUGAAGAGCAAGAUCCUCGCCCUGACCGGCCAGUACGGUACUGGACGCGACACCCUGCGUUGCCUGGCCCUCGCCGUUGCCGAUAGCCCGAUGCGUCCCGAUGAGAUGGAUCUGGGUGAUUCCACCAAGUUCUACCAGUAUGAGGUUAACCUGACCUUUGUCGGUGUCGUUGGCAUGCUGGAUCCCCCCCGCAAGGAGGUCUUCGACUCCAUUGUUCGCUGCCGUGCCGCCGGUAUUCGCGUUAUUGUGAUCACUGGCGACAACAAGGCCACUGCCGAGGCUAUCUGCCGUCGUAUUGGUGUGUUCACCGAGGACGAGGACACCACUGGCAAGUCCUACUCUGGCCGCGAAUUCGAUGACCUGUCCCCCGCCGAACAGAAGGCUGCCGUCGCCCGUUCCCGCCUUUUCUCCCGCGUGGAGCCCCAGCACAAGUCUAAGAUUGUUGAGUUCCUGCAGGGCAUGAACGAGAUCUCCGCCAUGACUGGUGAUGGUGUGAACGACGCCCCCGCCCUGAAGAAGGCCGAGAUCGGUAUUGCCAUGGGCUCUGGUACCGCUGUCGCCAAGUCUGCCGCCGAAAUGGUGUUGGCCGACGACAACUUCUCCUCCAUCGUGUCCGCCGUUGAAGAAGGUCGCGCUAUUUACAACAACAUGAAGCAGUUCAUUCGCUACCUCAUCUCCUCCAACAUUGGUGAGGUCGUCUCCAUCUUCCUUACUGCCGCCCUUGGUCUGCCCGAGGCUCUGAUUCCCGUUCAGCUGCUCUGGGUUAACUUGGUUACUGACGGUCUCCCAGCCACAGCUCUUGGCUUCAACCCACCUGACUUGGACAUCAUGGAGAAGCCACCCAGGAAGGCCGAUGAGGGUCUCAUUUCCGGAUGGUUGUUCUUCCGCUACAUGGCUAUUGGCUUCUAUGUGGGCGCUGCCACUGUUGGUGCCGCCGCCUGGUGGUUCGUGUUCUCCGCCGAGGGCCCCAACCUAACCUACUGGCAGCUGACUCACCAUCUGUCCUGCUUGGGCGGUGGUGACGAAUUCAAGGGCGUUGACUGCAAGAUCUUCAGCGAUCCCCAUGCCAUGACCAUGGCCUUGUCCGUGCUGGUAACCAUUGAGAUGUUGAACGCGAUGAACAGCUUGUCUGAGAAUCAGUCGCUGAUUACCAUGCCCCCAUGGUGCAACUUGUGGCUGAUUGGAUCAAUGGCACUCUCCUUUACUCUUCACUUUGUUAUUCUUUACGUCGAUGUCCUCUCCACCGUCUUCCAAGUGACACCGUUGUCUGCUGAGGAAUGGAUAACUGUGAUGAAAUUCUCAAUUCCUGUAGUUUUAUUAGAUGAGACACUGAAGUUUGUUGCUAGAAAAAUCGCAGAUGGUGAGAGUCCUAUAUAUAAGAUGCAUGGCAUUGUGUUAAUGUGGGCUGUCUUCUUUGGCCUGCUGUACGCUAUGAUGCUUUAAGAAUUAUAAAAAUAAUUAUAAUCCAUAAGCCCAACUUCAUUAUUCUAAUUUCUAGUAUAAAAGUGUUACUAAAUAUAAACAGAAACAAACAAAAGAACAACCCCCGAACCCACAGUUAUAUACUACAUCUAACGUAACGCCUCUAACUCCCAUUGAAAGUUUGUUCCAAAGAAUAUAACUACUGAUUUUCAAAACCAACCCCCCCGGUAUCACAGAGAUCGACUGGUGAUACCCAAAGGAUGGGCCUGACUGACUCACUCCCUUCUUUGGCUUUUGGCUUUGAACAAACAGCGUUGAAAAUAUCAAUAUAUAUUUUCUAUAUGAGCUAACGAUUUGUCUAACACACACGUACACGUACACCCUGUUUGUAUAUUAAAUUAAAUUUAGCAGGAUUGCUUUUUGUACAUACAAUGCUAUAUAGACACUUAAGAGAGGAGUUUCGCGUCCUUCUAUAUAUUUCAAUAGCGUUAGUUAGCCCUUUGUCGUGUAUCAUUUUCACUGGGUUGUUGCCAAAAAGAAAGGAAGCGAGAAAAUAUAUGGUAGAGCUGGCAAAAAAUCGACUUGUGCUUAAUAUUUUAGAAAAUAAAACAUUUUUUUAUAUUUAUUUUCGAAACCGAAUAGAACGUUUUGAAAUAUUAAUAGAUCGAUUUUUCCCAGCUCUACUAGUUGGCUGUUUGAAUAGGAACCAAAAUUUAUUUCAUUAUACAAUCCGUAAAGUUCGUCUCUGUGUUUAGUAACUUAAAUAUACUGAAGAGUAGGCUAAUUGCGGCAAAAGAACAAAAAGAAACCUUUUAAUUGAAGUAUGUUUGUGUGUUUUUGUCUUAUAAAAUAAAAUCAUUAGACCAUCUUACUUAAAUCGAAUCUAAUUUGUACGUGCUGAUUGUUUUGAGAGAUUCCAACUAAGCGUCCUAAUUUACAAUACAAAGUGUUACAAAGAGUAUUUUUUCUUAGUUUAUCAGUCGAGUUAAUUGUCUCCCGUGGCUCCUUGGGAAAUAUACAAAUAUUGGUUAUACUUCAUUCCAUAACUUUAAGAAUUAUUUUGAGCACAAGAUAUUAAGUAACACGGUUCACUCUUGACACUGGCAGCGAUUGUAUGUCCAUUAUACGAGCAAGUGGGUGGGAAAACAAGGAGCAGGAGCAGGGUCUCUGGCGAGUAGGAGGGUUUCAUUGGCAGAAAACUUUGUAGUCUACGUCAGAGCCUCGUUUGUAAGGAGUUAAGCACAUCCUUUUAGCAUUUGUUUAGAGAAUACCUAAUUAAAUUAACAUUAUAUACAUAAUAUACUCUGUUAUACGAUUAGAGACGCUGUGAAUUGAUUAAACAAAAAGAACUACCAACA